Molecule: messenger RNA, 462 nt
Organism: Trypanosoma grayi
Lineage: Eukaryota; Euglenozoa; Kinetoplastea; Trypanosomatida; Trypanosomatidae
Product: putative UDP-Gal or UDP-GlcNAc-dependent glycosyltransferase
Exons: 1
Source: RefSeq, a predicted model, not a curated record
GGGGUGUAUUGGGGAGUUCCUUGUGAUGGUAUUAUUUUAAAAGGGAACGUUACGCACAAAUGUGAUUUCUUUAAUGAAAUAAUGUACACUCUUGCAAUGGAUGUGGUGCCGCAGUUUGUGUCGUUUGAGCCUGUGCGACGGCUGGCGCAUUUGUCGUACAGCAAAGAGAGAGAGGAGCAGUUUUUCCAGUACAGCAUGACUGCUGAGGAUGUGAUGGUGGGGCAGAUACUACGGCUGGAGGUGCAAUACCCAGCACUGGUGGUUGUGGAAGAUAGUUGGCGCCGUUUCCAUUUUGCUCGUAGUAGUAGUGGCCGCUUUGUUGUAAGGCCUAUAUCGCUGGUUCUUCAUCUCUCGCGAGAAGCUGACUACCUGACUCUGAUGCACAUGUUUUGUAACGACACAUCUUACAGAAAGAGUGUGUGGAAGCGACGAAGGCAGGGAGUAAUCAGAUUGCAUCGCUAA